UCUUUUAGCUCAUAAGUCUUUUGUUUUUUGUUUACUGUAUAUAGUGUACAGGGCACCUGUGCAUCAGCUAUUUAACUCUGAUCACUUGUUUCUGAUUGCAUCCACUGGCAUCCUGUAACCUGUCCCACUCUGCACUGUUCCUGUCGGCCUGGGACACUGUCUCUUUCUGCUGCCUGUUGUUGCCAUGACAACCGAAGUCAGUGUAGCAGGUGAGGCGGACAACCAGCAGAAGGCCAGCCAGCCUGAGCCUGAGCCGGAGCAGCUGGAACGGCCGCCACCUUCAGCCCAGGAGCCUGGGGCCCCCUUGGAGGAGCCAGCCCCGAAGCCCCGCUCUUCCAGUUCGGCAGGCCGUGGCUUCUCACGGCUCUUCUCUUCCUUUCUGAAGCGUCAGUCACAGUGCUCUGAGGGCGAGGCCACUGAGACAGAGAAGGCUGAAAGAAAGGAAGACCAGGUGCAAGAGGACAGACAGAACCUAGAGGAGCCCAUCAAGGCCCCCAUUGCUGACCCUGAGCCUGAGCUGCGCACGGAGGGAGACACUGCUCACGAUCUGCAGUCACUUAGCAGUGCAGAUACCCAGCCUGCUCAAGAGGACAGAGUGGGUGCUGACACGGAGAAGGACUUGGAAGAGGAGGGAGAUAAAGGAGAGGACAGAAACAAGCAAGAGGAGGACCAGGGCAAGAGGGAGGAAGACAGGGCAAACAAGUUGAAGCCAGAGACAAAAGCCCCAGAGAAGCCCAGGGCGCCCAAAGCCCCACGCCGGUCCCGCAUCAUGUGGUGCCAAGUCACGCUGCUGGAUGACACACUAUAUGAAUGCGAGCUAGACAAACAUGCCAAGGGCCAGGAGCUCUUCACCAAGGUCUGUGACCAUCUCAACCUACUGGAGAGGGACUACUAUGGCCUGGCCAUCUGGGAGACACCCAACACAAAGACUUGGCUAGACUUUACCAAGGAGAUUCGCAGACAGGUGCAAGGUUCAAAAUAUGACUUCACCUUCAAUGUGAAGUUCUACCCACCUGAUCCAGCUCAGCUGACAGAAGACAUCACAAGGUACUACCUGUGUCUACAGCUGCGCAAGGACAUCCUAAGCGGUAGCCUUCCUUGCUCUUUCGUCACACUGGCCCUGCUGGGCUCCUACGCUGUACAGUCAGAGCUGGGUGACUAUGAUCAGGACAUCCAUGGUUCCAGCUAUGUGAAGGAGUUGCACUUUGCUCCAAGCCAGACCAAGGAGCUGGAGGAAAAGGUGAUGGAGUUACACCACACUUACAGAUUCAUGACUCCAGCCCAGGCAGAUAUGAUGUUCUUGGAGAAUGCAAAGAAACUCUCUAUGUAUGGAGUUGAUCUUCACCAAGCCAAAGAUCUAGAGGGUGUGGAUAUCAUGUUGGGAGUUUGCUCCAGUGGGCUGAUGGUGUAUAAGGACAAGCUGCGGAUCAAUCGCUUCCCAUGGCCCAAGGUGCUCAAGAUCUCGUACAAGCGCAGCAGCUUCUUCAUCAAAAUCCGCCCAUCAGAGCAAGAACAAUACGAAAGCACCAUUGGCUUCAAGCUGCCCAAUUACAGAGCUUCCAAGAAGCUGUGGAAAGUGUGUGUGGAGCACCACACCUUCUUCAGGCUGACCUCAGUGGAAGCCACUACUCCCAGGAAAUUCCUGGCCUUGGGCUCGAAGUUUCGCUACAGUGGUCGCACUCAGGCACAGACCCGCCAGGCCAGCUCCAUGAUCGACAGGCCUGCCCCUCAUUUCCAGCGUUCGGCCAGCAAGAGGGCAUCUCGGAGCCUAGAUGGAGCUGGAGGUAAGUCUCACCAGGCCACGUCAUUGCAUCCUAUCCAAGAGAGGACGGAAGAAGAUGAUUGGUUCUCUUUGGACUCCAUCCAUUUGCCGCUCACUCCUUUUUUGUCAGAACACACAGAUAUGUGCAUUCCCUCGACAAGUGUUGCAGAGACAGUUGAACAGAGGACUCAGAAAUCUCAGAAGACAAUGGAGAAAAUGACACAACAGGAGGAGGCAAUGCUGAAACACAAAAUACAGCAGGUUGACACACUGCAGGAGAGGCUGCAACUGAGAAAAAGAGAGGAGGAAGACGAUUGGUCUGGUCUGUUGAAAUAUAUCUGUUUGGGACCUGCUACUGUAAUUCCAGAACAUUCAGAUGAAAGCAUUACCUUAACAAGCAUAGCAGAGACAGUUCAACAGAAGACUCUGGAAUGGGAGACAGUAGAGCAGGAGACAUCACAACAACAGAAGGAAGAGUUGUUAGAAGACAAAGUGCAGCAAGUUGAAACACUGCAGGAGAGGUUACAGCUGACAAAAAGAGUGGAGGAGGACGAUUGGUUUGUUCUACCGCAAUAUAUCCAUCCAGGACCUCCUGUUGUAACUCCAGUGGAGACAGAUGAACAGCAGAUUCAGGAAUGGGGGAUGAAGAUGGAGGACAUGACACAACAACAGAAGGAAGAGAUGUUAGAUGACAAGGAGGGGCUGCAACAGCCAAAAAGGGUUGAAGAAGACGAUUGGUUUCCUUUGCUGGAAUAUAACCAUUUGGGACCUCCUACUAUAGCUCCAGUCAUGGCAUUCCAGCACCCUCCAGAAUAUCCAGAAAUAAGCAUUACCUCAAGAAGUGUAGCACAAACAGCUGAAGAUGAGUUUCAAGAAUGGGAGAUGAAGAUAGAGGAGCUGGCACAACAACAAAAGGAAGAGAUGUUGGAGGACACUGUGCAGCAGGUUGAAACUGUGCUGGAGAGGCUGCAGCUGACGGAAAGGGUGGAGGAGGAUGAUUGGUUUGUUCAACUGGAAUAUAUUAGUUCAGGACCGUCUGUUGUAACUCCAGUCACAGCAUUCCAGCAUGUUCUAGAGUAUCCCGAGGCAGACAUUAGCUCUACAAGUUUAGCACAGACAUUGGAACAGAAGACCCAUGAAAGGGAGGCAAUAGUGGAGGAGGUGACACACCAACAAAAGGAAGAGAUGUUAGAUGACAAACUGCAGUUGGUUGAAAUGCUGCAGGAGAGACUGCGACUGGCAAAACGAGAGGAGAAAGAUGACUGGUUUAUUCUCCUGAAAUAUAUCCAUCCUCCACCUGUAACUCCAGCCAUGCCAUUUCAGCAUGUUCCUGAACAUCCAGAUGUAAGUAUUACCUCGAGCAGUGUGACAGAGACAGCCGAACAGAAGACUGAGGAAUUGAUUACGGUAGAGGAGGCGACAUCACAACAACAGAUGGAAGAACUGUUAGAGGACAAAGUGCAGCAAGGAGAAACACUCCCGAAGGGGCUGUGGCUGGCAAAAAGAAAGGAGAAAGAUGAUUGGUUUUUUCUAUUCAAAUGCACUCGUUCAGAACGCCAUUUUGUAAUUCCAGAACAUCCAGACGUAAGCAUUACGUUGACAAGCAUAGCAGAGACAGUUGAACAGAAGACUCCGGAAUGGGUGACAAUAGAGCAGGAGAUAUCACAACAACGGAAGGAAGAGCUUUUGGAGGACAAAGUGCAGCAGGUUGAAACCCUGCCGGAAAGGUUGCAACUGGUAAAAAGAGUGGAGGAGGACGAUUGGUUUGUUCUACUGGAAUAUAUCUUCCUAGGACCUCCUGUUGUAAUUCCAGAAUAUUCAGGUGUGGAUAUUAUCACAUCAAGUGUAGUAGACACAGUUGAACAGAAGACUCAGGAAGAGGUGUCAGCAGUGGAGGAGACAACAAAACAACAGAAGGAAGAGAUACUGGAGGAGAAAGUGCAGCAGGCUGAAACGGUGCCAGAGAGGUUGCAACUUGUAAAAAGGGUGGAGGAAGAUGAUUGGUUUGUUCUACUCGAAUAUAUCCGUUCAGGACCUCCUAUUGUAACUCCAGCAAUGCCAUACCAGCGUGUUCCAGAAUAUCCAGCGGUAGAAGUGACCGCUACAGUUGUAGAAGACAAAAAACAGAAGACUCUGGAAGAUCUUACAAUAGUGGAGACGACACAACAGCAGGAAGAGAUAUUAGAGGACAAAUUACUGCAGGUUGAAACACUCCAGGAGAGGCUGCCACUGGCAAAAAGAGAGGAGGAAGAUGAUUGGUUUGUUAUGCUGGAAUAUAUUACUUCAGGACGUCCUGUUUUAACUCCAGUCAAGCCAUUCCUGCAUGUUCCAGAACAUCCAGAUGUUAGUGUUCCUCCGGUGAGUGUAUUGGAGACGGUCGGAAAGAGGAUUCAAAAAUCGGUGACAGUCCUGGAGGAGGCAGUACAACCACAGAAGGAAAUGUUAGAGGAAGUGUUGCCGCUUUAUAAAACACGUUGGGAGAAGCUGCAACCAAAACAGAGGGAAGAAGAAGAUGAUUGGUUUGUCUUACUGCAUCGAAUGCCCCCUGUGUUUGCAGUAAAACCUUCAGCUGUUGUGACCCCGGGGAAGACCUCCCGGCCUGUCAGCGCUCCAGUAAUCUCACCUGUAGCCCUGAUAGAAGCUGGUCUGCCCACUAUGGUUGUCCCAUCCCCUGCUGCCAUUGCUGUUGCCCCUGAUGAAGGCUUCACUCCCAUCAGUCUCAAAGCCCGAAAAGAAACCAGGAAAGUGGAGGUGAAGACAGAGGAACAAGUGGCAGAACCUGUUGUGGAGGUUAAGAUGGCAGCGCAGAGAGAGUGGACGGAAACCCUGGCGGUGAUGGCCACCAAUGGGGAAAGAUGGCCUCAGUCGCCUAGGGUGGACAUGGAGCAGGUGCAAAUGCGCAAGAAAAGAGCUAAGAGAAUUGAGGGUGAAACUAUCUAUAUCAGGCAUAGCAAUUUAAUGUUGGAGGACUUGGACAAGACCCAAGAAGGGAUCUUGCGGCACCACGCCAGCAUCAGCGAGCUCAAGCGUACCUUCAUGGAGGCGGUGCCUGAACCACGGCCCAGCGAAUGGGACAAGCGACUGUCCACGCACUCGCCCUUUCGCUCCAUCAGCAUCAACGGCCAGUUACAGCCUAGUGAUGAGAGUUUCUGCUGUCCCCAUACAAGGGAUAGUUCACAUUGUAGUACACCGAGGACUGAUCCUAACCUCAGUAAUACCCAGGGGGGGAUGAUGGACACUUCAGGUCCUAAACAGAAAGUCGUGGGGUCAGGGCACGCGUCAAAAGAAGAGGACAGUCAAGGCAGAGUGGAUUGCAGGCCAUGUACUCAAGGGGAGCAGACUCCAAUGUCCACACACCGGGCUCAUGUUCAGAGGUUGCUUUCUGCCGCUGAAGAGGAUGGACCUCUGGAAGCAGAACCCACAUGUGGUGCUGCUACAGCAGCACCUCCUACCUCCUAUUUCAAGAAUGAGGGUCUGUACCUCAUUCGCUGCUUCCAGCCUCCUCUGGUGAAGACACACACAGUCACCAUCCCUGAUGCCUUCAGCCCUCUUCAUGCUGACAUCUCCACCAAGGAUGUCCCUGUGAUCCAGACGGAGACCAAGACCAUUACAUAUGAGUCGCCGCAGAAGCUGAUGGAGAGUGAGGAGAACAAGGAUCCGGAAGUACUGCUCAGUGCUCAGACUAUUACCUCGGAGACAGUGAGCACCACUACCACCACCCAGAUCACUAAGAUGAUGAAAGGAGGAAUCUCUGAGACUCGCAUUGAGAAAAGGAUCAUCAUCACUGGGGAUGCUGAAAUUGACCACAACCAGGCUCUUGCCCAGGCCAUAAAGGAGGCAAAGGAGCAACACCCUGACAUGUCGGUCACCAAGGUUGUGGUCCACCAGGAGACAGAAAUCACCCCAGAGUAAGGCAUAGGCGUCAGGGGAGGUGGUGCCGGAGCAGCAGGAACGUGAGCAGAUGGCUCCCCAGUGCUGCCCUCCACACUUCGUGACCUACCCUAACCCCAGUCUCCAGUCCACAUCUCUGCAUAGCCCUUAGCGGGGAUCAUCAGCAGGCACGUUAACUGCUGCCAGCAGCUCUCUGACACAAGUAGAGCCCUAGUACCUCCAUGUCUGCCAUCUCCCAUAAUACCCUGCUCGUCCUUUACCUUGGCAUGUGGACCAGGUCUCUACGUGUGGAAUUGACACGAACUGAUCAUCACUUUUUGCAGCAAGCAAUAUAUUUUAUUUACUGGACAUUCAGAAAGUUUGUCAGUAGUUUUAGAGGUAAAAGUCGUCGUCGUCCCCCCCC
This is a messenger RNA of Scleropages formosus (Asian bonytongue), 6056 nucleotides long. It is a transcript of the gene epb41b, whose product is annotated as erythrocyte membrane protein band 4.1b. Gene Ontology annotation, molecular function: structural molecule activity; actin binding. The record is from RefSeq and is a predicted model, not a curated record. The transcript has 33 exons. Lineage: Eukaryota; Metazoa; Chordata; Actinopteri; Osteoglossiformes; Osteoglossidae. The coding region runs from base 185 to 5674 and encodes 1829 amino acids. Gene Ontology annotation, cellular component: cytoskeleton; plasma membrane. Gene Ontology annotation, biological process: actomyosin structure organization; cortical actin cytoskeleton organization.